CAGCUGUCAAAGUCAAAUAUCACAUGUCAAGUAAUUUUCCCAUUAUUCCGGAAGUUUUUCCUGAUUUUCUUUUUUCAAAAAUCUUGUAAUUUAACAAACAGUUAACGAGAAAUUCUUAUUAUUACUCUUUUUGUAAAAACUUCUAUUUAAUAACCGCUCUUUUAAACGUAGAUAGACCCGUAAGAUUAAACAUAACCUAAGAUGCCAGCAGUACCAGGAGGUGUUUAUUCCCAGCAAGGACCAUCAUGCUUUGACAAAAUGAAAAUGGGCUUUCUGCUAGGUUUUUGUGUAGGAAUAGCCAGCGGAGGGAUAUUUGGAGGAUUUUCAGCACUUAGGGGAGGUCUAAGAGGUAGAGAACUUGUAAACACAGUAGGAAAAGUAAUGCUGCAAGGAGGAGGAUCAUUUGGGACAUUUUUAGCAAUUGGGUCAGGCUUGAGGUGUUAGCAGCUAAGACUAGAUUCUCACUAAUACUAAAUGUAGAUUUAUCUAUUGUUAUGUUUGUUUUAAUAAAUUUUUGUAAGUUUUAGUAGGUA
This is a messenger RNA of Anthonomus grandis grandis, 533 nucleotides long. Its product is annotated as reactive oxygen species modulator 1. The transcript is spliced from 3 exons. Lineage: Eukaryota; Metazoa; Arthropoda; Insecta; Coleoptera; Curculionidae. The coding region runs from base 202 to 444 and encodes 80 amino acids. The record is from RefSeq and is a predicted model, not a curated record. Gene Ontology annotation, biological process: protein import into mitochondrial matrix; protein insertion into mitochondrial inner membrane. Gene Ontology annotation, cellular component: TIM23 mitochondrial import inner membrane translocase complex.